AUGGGUAUUCACUGCUCACCGCAGAGCAACAUCUAUUGUCCCCCAACUCGACAGGACAUUCCCAUAGCGGCCAAUGUCAUCCUCAUAGAUGUCACUCUCAUAGAUGUCACUCUCAUAGCUGCAAAUCGGCCCCCGCCGAACAACGAUGGGAUGAGAACAAUCGAGAAUUCGAAGAUGGGCAUUGGCUAUUCUCUCCUAGACCGCAUACACUCCAUUUAUGCCCAAACAUCACCGGGGCAUCUUCCUCUUGCCAGGCGCGUCGGGCCCCCGAAGCUUGUAAAGAUCGGCCCCUUACGCCACGCGGACGAUGAAUUAAUUUCAAAUUGGCUGUCGGGUGUUUCUUAUUCCAACUGUCCAAAUGAAGAGACCAGCUUGACCGGGCAAACUACCCCGGUUUCUUCUCCAGAUGCGCCGGACUCGGGGGGUAAAGUCGACGUAGGUCCAAGCUUCACGUGUCCAAGCAUCGUACUACAGCCUCCCAAGCAAACCCGAUCGAUCGCGCAGUCCGGGACUGGCCUUGAUGGUCCACUUAGUUCUGAAGGCGAUAAGCUUUCAAAACUACUCAGGGGUGGGCUUAAUGAUCUAAAAGAGUCUAGUCGAAGUGCACAUCUAUCCGGCGGCUCUCAGAAGCUCGAGUCUAAUACAUCUGGAUCUAUAGACUGGGAGAAAAGCUAG
Daldinia decipiens is the source of this 675-nucleotide messenger RNA. RefSeq lists its product as uncharacterized. The record is from RefSeq and is a predicted model, not a curated record. The transcript has 2 exons. The coding region runs from base 1 to 675 and encodes 224 amino acids. NCBI's taxonomy places the organism in Eukaryota, Fungi, Ascomycota, Sordariomycetes, Xylariales, Hypoxylaceae.